Messenger RNA from Belonocnema kinseyi, 1319 nucleotides. RefSeq lists its product as uncharacterized. Bases 100 to 1068 code for a protein of 322 amino acids. The record is from RefSeq and is a predicted model, not a curated record. The transcript is spliced from 4 exons. NCBI's taxonomy places the organism in Eukaryota, Metazoa, Arthropoda, Insecta, Hymenoptera, Cynipidae.
AUAAUCGGCUGAGAACUCUAGCUACACUUGCGCAUUUAUGUAAAUAAUACGCUUCGAUUUGUAUGCUAUGAUUGUAAUUAUUUUUGAUAUAAAUAUAAAAUGGUGAAAAAGUGUAUUAUUCCUAAUUGUAGAAUCCAAUCUGACGAUCCAGGAUGUAUCAUUCUUGGUUACCGAAAGAUUCCUGCAAAUCAGGACAUGCAAGACAAAUGGCUUUCAGCUAUAAAAGACAAAUUCGGAAACUGUAUAGAAAAAGAAUUCCAGAAAAAAUAUUCCUAUGUCUGUGAUUUGCAUUUUCCUGAAGAAUGUUUUUAUUUUGCUGGUAGUACAACUCAGAGACUGUUGCUUCAACGACGAUCUUUUCCAUCAAUUUUUAUUAAUUUUAGAAGUCGAGCUUCGCAAUAUGUAACUGAAAAGUAUGACCUAAUAUACAAAAGGUUGCAGCUACCAGAUAACGAUGAGGGUUGUUCUUUCGAAUCUGAUAAUUCACCAAUAAAAAUAGAACCAAGUAAUUCAGCUGCGAUCGUUACCGAAUUUUCGGUUAUUGAACCAAAAAUUGAAAAUUCAUCAAGUCAAGACAAUGACUCAAUGGAGGCACCGAGUAUUUCAUGUAUUAAAAGUGAGCCAGUCGAUAAUUAUAUCAAAAAUGAAUUUACAAUUGAAAAUAGCUCUGGAAUAAGUACAAACGAAUCGAGGGAUGAAUGUACAAUCAAUAUCUCCACGCCAUUACGUAUAAAAAAGGAUUUAUUUCCUGAUAGAUCCAUUCCUGAUGCAGUACCCAAUUCCAGCAAAGCAAACAAUUCUGACUGCAUUACGAGUACAUUGAUAAACAGCUUAAAACCAAAUAAUUUUAGCCACAUAUUGAACAAGAAGUUUUUGGCUGAUGUCAAUGAAAGUGAAAUUGAUUUUAAGAAUGAAGUAUUGAAUAAAAAAUUAUUUAGGAAAUACAAAGCAGAAUCUGCAAGUUAUCAGAAAAAACUUAUGAAAUGUCGCAAAGAGAUGAAAAAUCUAAGGAUGCAGGUUUCUCGUUACAAACGUAAAGUUAUAGCCCUAAGCAUACCCACUGGGUAACAAACACCCGGCAUGAUUUUUAGUGCUCAUUUCUAAGCGACAGAACGCUGGGGUCUGUAGCCUGUGGAUGAAAAAAGUUCUCGGCCUCCACUACGCACAUGGCCCCUUAGCAGCUUCACUGUCCCAAAAUCUGUGGAAGGAGACAGAUCGAAAGUUUCUCUCCGAGUGUUGUUUACCCAGUGUGUAAAUUGUGUGUGAAAAACCGACAAAAUAGAAAAAUUCAAAUGUAAAUAAAUGUGAAUUUAUUUAAA